UGUUAGUUUUUAUAGCAUUAAACAUUUUCUCUAUCCUGUCUUGUUUUUCUCUGAUUCCAUAUUUUCUAAGCGCCCGUCAGCUGGCGUUCAUGUAACUAAUAGGCACAAGAUGGGGCAAACUACAAAUUGACAAUUGCAUUUGCUGAGACGAUUCGUUUUUAUAUCUCUCAUUUUCUACAUGAAUUUGUCAAAAUUUGCAGAACAAAAGGGUAUUUAAUAAAUGUUUUCUUCGAAGUAAAGCGCAUUUCGAAAGACAUAAAAUGUUAAAAGUGACUAUCGGACAGGGUAAAGGAUUAAGGACCUUUCAAGAAGUAUGGCCCGAAAAACGUCUUAUAGUACUGAAACUAUUAAAUCAGGAAACAGUUUCUCAAUUGGAAUGGCAGGAAUUGUUUUAUGGCGUACAUUUGGUUUGUUUGUGGGAUGAGAAAGGAGCCAUAAAAAUUUAUGAUUGCUUACAAGCAGAUAUUGUCGAAUUUAUAGUGCAUGCUCAACGCAAGUUGCAAUCACAACGCGGCGAACAGGCACUUCUCACGACAUACAUUGUAGAAUGGCGUAAAUUCUUCACACAAUCCAAUUACCUGCCACUACCUUUUCGUCAGUUGGAACAGUCUCUUCAGUUCAAGGUGCCCACGUCCACGUCCACCUCAACAUCUGCAUCUAGUUCCUCUGCCGCCAGUACAAGUGCCAAUACUGCAUUAACUUCACCGGCGGCCGGUCCCUCCACAUCAGCUGCUGCCGCCGCAAACUCCACAACUUCACCUUCAAGUGGUAGUAGUAGUAAAAAAAAUACCACUGAAGUUUCUAUUGUCCGAAAACUUAUGCUUGACUCGUGGAAUGAACAUAUAUUUUGUGAUAUAAAAGAUCGUUUACAAGAAUCGGCAAUGAAAAUUGUGCAUGCCGAACGCAACGGCGAUGCCUAUGAUGCGCAGCUAGUGAUUGGUGUGCGUGAAAGCUAUGUCAAUUUAUGUUCUAGUCCAGACGACAAACUUCACAUUUAUCGGGAAAAUUUUGAAGCUGCUUACUUGAAGGCAACGGCGGCAUUCUAUCGCCUCAAAACUACAGAACAACAACAAGCAAACGGUGUAUUGGCUUUUAUGAGAUAUGCAGACGCGAAAUUGCGGGAAGAAGAAACUCGUGCGAAACGAUACCUUGAACCAAGUAGCUAUUGUGAUCUGAUUCAAACCUGUGUCAAGGCACUAGUCGGUGAUCAUAUGAACAUAAUUAUCGCCGAAUGUGCUGCGCUUAUAAGAGAAUACGAAACAGAAAAACUAAAUCUUAUGUUUCGUCUUUUGGAUCGUGUACGUGAUGGUGUUGAACCGAUGUUACGUGACUUAGAGAGCCACAUUGUUACUGCUGGUCUAGCAGAUAUGCUCUCAGCCUCCGACGUAAUCACCCAAGACUCGGAAAAAUACGUCGAGCGACUUCUCGAACUCUUUAAUAAAUUUAGUUCAUUAGUAAAAUAUGCCUUCAAGGAUGAUCCUCGAUUCUUAACGGCGCGUGACAAAGCAUUCAAAACGGUUGUCAACGAUACAAGCGUAUUUAAGCUCGAACUGCCAACCGGCCUAACAAAUCGUGGGGUUAAGUCCAUUACUCCGGAGAGUAAAUGUCCAGAACUUUUAGCAAAUUAUUGCGACAUGUUACUGCGUCGCACGCCAUUAAGUAAGAAGCUCACUAGCGAACAAAUCGAUGCUCGAUUACGCGAUGUACUAUUAGUGCUAAAAUAUGUCAAUAAUAAAGACGUAUUUAUGCGCUACCACAAAGUGCAUUUGACAAGAAGACUCAUACUUAGUACUAGUGCUGACAGCGAAAAGGAAGAAGAUAUUGUUGAAUGGUUACGAGAAGCGGGUAUGCCGGCAGAUUAUGUGAAUCGCUUAGGGCGUAUGUUCCAAGACAUUAAACUUAGUGAAGAUCUAAAUACUCAAUUCCGAAGCUGCACCGGCCGUCACGAUGCAAUUAAUAUAAAAAUUCUCAAUGCUGGGGCUUGGGCACGGUGCUCUGAACGAGUUUCUGUGAGUCUGCCCCUUGAAUUGGAAGAUUACAUUCCUGACGUGGAAGAGUUUUAUAAGAAAAACUUUUGUGGUCGUAAAUUACAAUGGUAUCAUCACAUGAGCAAUGGUACAAUUACAUUUGUAAACAAUUUCGGUCGGUACGACCUGGAUGUAACUACUUUCCAAAUGGCCGUACUUUUCGCAUGGAAUCAGCGACCGCAUGAUAAAAUUUCGUACGAAAAUUUGCGUUUAGCGACAGAGUUACCAGAUCCCGAGCUCAGACGAACACUCUGGUCGCUUGUGGCGUUUCCAAAACUGAAAAAACAAAUUUUGCUUAUGGAACCAGCAACAAUAACAACUCCGAAAGACUUUUCAGAAAAUACUUUAUUUAGUGUUAAUCAAGAGUUUGCUGUUGUGAAAAAUGGCAAAGCACAGAGAAGAGGAAAGAUGAACAUGAUUGGCCGUUUGCAACUGAGUACAGAGCGUUCACAACAGGAGGACAAUCAAUCAAUAGUGCAGUUGCGUAUAUUACGCACCCAGGAAGCCAUUAUAAAAAUUAUGAAGAUGCGCAAACGCUUGAAUAAUGCAACAUUGCAGGCCGAAUUGAUUGAUAUACUCAAGAAUAUGUUUUUGCCUUCGAAAAAAAUGAUUAAAGAGCAACUCGAAUGGUUGAUCGAACACAAGUAUAUGCGACGUGAUGAUGAUGAUAUCAAUACAUUCAUUUAUGUGGCUUAAUGAGUGCUUGAACAUGCAGCUGACUAGGCUGGACCGCAUUGAAAAGAGAGUGAGAUAAGUUGUAUCACUAUUGUCACUCCUUUUUUACGAUCUUUUAAAAAUUAAAUUUUACCUUAUAAGUUAAUUGAAGUGGUCCAAAUGUGGGAUUCUACUUA
Bactrocera tryoni is the source of this 2878-nucleotide messenger RNA. It is a transcript of the gene Cul5, whose product is annotated as cullin-5. Lineage: Eukaryota; Metazoa; Arthropoda; Insecta; Diptera; Tephritidae. Bases 261 to 2723 code for a protein of 820 amino acids. Gene Ontology annotation, molecular function: ubiquitin protein ligase binding. Gene Ontology annotation, cellular component: Cul5-RING ubiquitin ligase complex; SCF ubiquitin ligase complex. The transcript has 8 exons. The record is from RefSeq and is a predicted model, not a curated record. Gene Ontology annotation, biological process: protein ubiquitination; SCF-dependent proteasomal ubiquitin-dependent protein catabolic process.